AUGGACGCAACAUACAAGACGAACAGGUUCAGGAUGCCUCUUCUUGAGAUUGUCGGGGUGACUCCAACAAAUAUGGCAUAUUGCAUAGCAUUCGAGCUCUUGAAUUCUGAGAAGGAGGACAAUUAUACAUGGGCUUUAAGGUGUUUGCAGUCGACAAUAAAGGAAAGUAUUGCCCCAAGAGUUAUUGUCACCGAUAGAGAGUUGACGCUGAUGAAAUCAUGUGCCCUGGUAUUUCCUGAUACAAAGAAACUACUCUAUAGAUGGCACAUAUAUAGGAGUGUUUUGGCAAAUUGCAAAAGAUUAUUUCAAGACAAGGAAUCAUUGGAUGCAUUCUACUCCUCAUGGAAUACGUUGGCGGAGUCUGAAAAUGAGAUUGCCUACGUGUACAAUUUGUCACACCUAGAGGUAAUCCUACAAAACUAUGCAUUUGUGCUUAAUUACAUUAAAGAUGUAUGGUUGACACCAUAUAACGAGAUGUUUGUCUUUUCUUGGACAAAUACGUAUUUGAAUUUCGGGAACUUGACCACUAAUAGGGUCGAGAGUCAGCAUGCAAAGUUAAAGAAAUACCUGGGAUCAUCACAGUCAGACGUUGAGUCCAUAAUAUCUUGCAUUCAUCAGCUCGUCCAAUCUCAGGCCACAUCAAUCAAGGCUAGCUUGGAGAAAAGUAAACAUAUCGUCAAGCAUUGGUUCAACACAAAUCAGUUCAGGGAAUUACGUGGUUUUGUUUCGAUCGAUGCAUUCAAUCUGAUUUUCAAUGAAUCUGAGCAAUCUAAAGUUGUCAGAGAAGAUUCGUACGCUUGUGGAUGUAAACUUGGUACAAUCUACGGACUACCGUGUGUGCACGAGCUUUCAAUAUACAUAAACGAUAGUCAGCCUAUACCACUUGCUUCAAUCGAUGCAUUCUGGAAGAAACUUGACCUAUCGCCAUGCGUUUCUCUCAGAGAUGAUGACAUCGAUUGUACUGUGGAGCUACAAAUGUUUGCAGAACAAUUUAAGCAUCACUCACGACCAGGAAAGUUCAGUCUACUAUGA
This is a messenger RNA of Tripterygium wilfordii, 1032 nucleotides long. Its product is annotated as protein FAR-RED ELONGATED HYPOCOTYL 3-like. Bases 1 to 1032 code for a protein of 343 amino acids. The record is from RefSeq and is a predicted model, not a curated record. Lineage: Eukaryota; Viridiplantae; Streptophyta; Magnoliopsida; Celastrales; Celastraceae. The transcript has a single exon. Gene Ontology annotation, biological process: regulation of DNA-templated transcription.